CUUAUAUGCGUACAGCCGCCGAAUGACUGCGCCUUCUCCAUUUCGCGAAGCACAGGUACGCGGUCAUUCAUCGUCUUCGAAGUCUGACAACCGGCUUCUGUGGCAGUGCUCAAAGGCUGCUCAAGGUCAUGUAUGCGUCCUUUCCGCCGCUCUCGUAGAAAUGCAAGGAUUCACCAGAGGCUAGGCCGACCCAUCUGGCGCACCUCAACACUUCUUUGCCGCCGCGAGCUGCCAAGGUUUGGCGUCCUGCCUCCGUUCGGCGCCUCGUUUAGCGUUUAUCCUGCUUAUGGCGACGCAUGUCACCGUCAUGAAGGUCAUGAGGCAAGGGAAAUAGCGGCCUUCGGGCCCUUUUGGUGCGCUCUUAAUGGGAGGGUCCUACGAUUUGCCAUCGCACCUGGUCAGGAGGUUGACGUACCCCUGAGGUCGCUCCUGCAGGCCUAUCCAAAUUAGCGUUCUAGCUAUCGUCGUGGAGCGGGUGGAUCUCUAUGGUAUACUU
Schizophyllum commune H4-8 is the source of this 496-nucleotide messenger RNA. RefSeq lists its product as uncharacterized. Bases 133 to 450 code for a protein of 105 amino acids. NCBI's taxonomy places the organism in Eukaryota, Fungi, Basidiomycota, Agaricomycetes, Agaricales, Schizophyllaceae. The record is from RefSeq and is a predicted model, not a curated record. The transcript has a single exon.